GACACCCAGAUGGGAGGAGAGUGAGGGUGAGGGCGGCGGGGAAGCAACGCCCCUUAGCCUGCCACUCCCGCCCCGCCUACGUGACCUGCACCUUUAAACCUACUCCUUCCUAAACUGGACCCCGGAGGCACCACCCACAUCCGUAUAACAUCACUUCCUUCAGGGGUAAAGGGAAAGAAAAAUCUGGGAACGCGACGGGAAGGCACGCUCGGGGGAGCCGCGCGGAGCUGCUGCUGCGACUCAGCCCUGCGUCUGCUCAGUCUCGGGGCCCCGCUCACCCGCCACCAUGGAGCUGCGGCCUCGUCUCGGGGCCACCUGUUUGCUGAGCGUCAGUUUCCUGCUCCUCCUCACCUCUUCUGCUGGACAUACCGGGCUUGGAAACGGUUUUGGAGAUCACAUUCAUUGGCGAACACUAGAAGAUGGGAAGAGAGAAGCAGCUGCCAGUGGAUUGCCGCUGAUGGUGAUUAUUCAUAAAUCCUGGUGUGGAGCUUGCAAAGCUUUGAAACCCAAAUUUGCAGAAUCUACUGAAAUUUCAGAACUUUCCCAUAAUUUUGUUAUGGUAAAUCUUGAGGAUGAAGAAGAGCCCAAGGACGAAGACUUCAGCCCUGAUGGAGGUUAUAUUCCACGAAUCCUUUUCCUGGAUCCCAGUGGCAAGGUGCGUCCUGAAAUCAUCAAUGAAAGUGGAAACCCCAGCUACAAGUAUUUCUAUAUCAGCGCUGAGCAAGUUGUUCAGGGGAUGAAGGAAGCUCAGGAGAGACUCACGGGUGACGCCUUCCGAGAGAAACAUCUGGAAGAUGAGUUGUAAUACGAAUGCAUCACUUGUUUCAUCGGUUAGUGAUCUGGAAGGAGAGCAGCAGGGAAGGGAAUAUUGAAGAAUCACUCAGAACAAUGGAAUAAACCAGGGAAACUCGCCUCUGCCGGCGGAGAGUGUGCUCCCCCGGAAGAGCUCUGCUCUCGGAAGCCAGUCUCCAGGAGCCCACCUCCAGCAUAGGAAGGCAGAUUCCUUUUCCUGCCCCCUCACCUAAUGCUUAUUUUUCUUGGUGAAGAAAGACACCUUUUUUACACAAAAUGAGCCAUUUGGAGGUUUAUGCCUCACAUUUAAGUAUUUCAAAUUGUUCACCUUGGUGGUGAAAGCAGACCAGUAACCUCUUUUCUAUAACAUUUAAAGUGGUGGCACAGAUAGCUUGACCUUCAAACCAGAAACCCUCAGUGUAAAUCAGUUAUUCUACCCCCACCAAGGAGACCAGCCUGUUUCUUCUCUCUCCUUCACGAACCCUUGCACUUGCUUCAGUUCCUGCUCGGGUCGCUUGCAUGUUCCUGUGCUUGCAGGGACCGUGUGGACUCGGCCCUCGCUAGAAGGAUGAGUCUCAGACCGUCAAGCCCUAGUGGAACCUUCUUUGUCAAGUCAUCAGCUGUAUUUUUGUACUGGGGUUAAUGACAAAAAAAAAAUUGUAAACUUUAAUAAA
Sorex fumeus (smoky shrew) is the source of this 1466-nucleotide messenger RNA. RefSeq names its product thioredoxin domain containing 12 (gene TXNDC12). Gene Ontology annotation, cellular component: endoplasmic reticulum. The record is from RefSeq and is a predicted model, not a curated record. Lineage: Eukaryota; Metazoa; Chordata; Mammalia; Eulipotyphla; Soricidae. Bases 287 to 805 code for a protein of 172 amino acids. The transcript has 7 exons.